Messenger RNA from Colossoma macropomum (tambaqui), 2608 nucleotides. RefSeq names its product melanoma cell adhesion molecule b (gene mcamb). The transcript has 17 exons. Bases 13 to 1962 code for a protein of 649 amino acids. NCBI's taxonomy places the organism in Eukaryota, Metazoa, Chordata, Actinopteri, Characiformes, Serrasalmidae. The record is from RefSeq and is a predicted model, not a curated record.
GUGUUCUGCAGCAUGUGUCUUUUCUCUUUCCUCACUUCUAUCGACCAGUUGGCUCUCUGGACACUCUGGACAGCAGCAGGAGGACUGUGCAGCAUGGCUCAGUGGAGGCUUACUCUCACACUUACAGCUCUUUACGUCUUCGUUUGGCGAGGAUGGGCCAGUCUGGAGGUCAACAUGGAGGACAGGGUGGAGGUCUUUAUGGACGAGGAGGCAAACAUCCGCUGCAUGUACAGCUCGGCUGCACCUGCCAGUUCAUUGACGAUACAAUGGUUUGUGAGGGCACCAGGGGUCAGCAACAAGGAGCAAAUCUACUACAAAGAUGGCAAUUCGGAGUUUGAGGUGCAGGGCACUAAGUUCACUGGCCGGAUUAGUGUUUCUAACUCUCUGGAGACCACACAGAAGAACAGCAUUCUGACCAUCAGUAAUACACGGCUCAGCGAUGAGCUGGAGUUCUUCUGCCGAGUGAGCGUGGAUGCCAGCGAGGAAGGACGCACUCAACUCCUUGUGUUCAAUGUCCCAACUCAUCCCACCAUUAACGUAGUACCUUAUGUCUCUGCAGGAACACAGCAGCUGGAAAAGAUUGCAUCUUGCGAGGUCAGAAAUGCGUACCCUGCUCCUAACAUCACAUGGUACAAAGACAGGACCCCCUUGCAGCACUCAGACAGUAAGGUGAAGGUGAAGACCACCAGGACAGUCAAUCCCAGCGGGCUGUUUACAGUGAAGAGUGAUUUGCAGCUUGAAGUAGAGAAACAGGACAAGGAUGCAAAGUUCUACUGCGAGGUCAACUACUUUACCCCUGGAACACAGGAGAUGAUGGAGUCUGACCACAUCAACAUCACAGUCUAUUAUCCAACAACAGAAGCUACAAUGAAACAGGAGUCCCCUAAAGGUCUCAUCAAGGAAGGCGAUAGAGUGGAGAUCAGAUGCCAGGGAAAUGGAAACCCUGAGCCAUUCAUAACUUUCUCAUAUAAUGAUGAUUUGCUGUCAGACAAUAAUCUUCUGGUUCUGAAUAAUGUGACUCGAAGAAACAGUGGCACAUACUUGUGCAGUGCGCUGGACCAGUCAUUUGAGGAGAGCUCUGCAAACCUGAGCAUCACUGUACACUAUCUGGAUUCUGUUGUGAUCACUCCAGAGAAACCAGUUCAUUUGGAGGAAGGGAAGGAUCUGUCUCUGACCUGUAAUGCCGUCUCAUCUCUGUCCACCCGUGCAGUGUGGUACAAGGACAGCGCUUAUCUCACAGAGGGACAUGUGCUGAAUUUACAGAACGCCUCCUAUGACAUGGCUGGGAUGUAUGUCUGUGUGAUAGAGGCACCCGACCUGCCUGAACUACGGAGAAACAACUCUGUGCUUGUCACUGUGAUCGGUAAGCCUGUUAUUAUAGCAGGAGUGGAAGUAAUUCCAUUGGACAGCGAAAAGUUGGUUAAUCUGAGCUGCACCGCAACAGGACACCCAGCACCCACCAUCAUCUGGGCACUCUCUGACGAACAAGCUCGUGUGAGUAAGUGGAUCACUAAGAAAGAAGACGAGGUUCUCAGUUUUAUUAGCAUCAGCACAACAUCUGACAUCACAGCAUCCUGCGAAGCCGCCAACAAGAUGGGCACAGUCAAAGCAUCUCGUGACAUUGAAGCCACUGAACUGAAAACACCAACAACUUCAAUAACAAGCACUACUUCCACCAGUACAAAGGCGCCAGAAACAAUCAACACUUCGAAAAGAGUAAGAAAAGAGGGCAGUGGAGUCAUCAUUGCUGUCAUCAUCAUCCUCAUCUUACUGCUAGCCAUCUUGGGCAGUGUGCUCUACUUCCUGUACAAGAAGGGAAAGAUCCCAUGUGGACGCUCAGGGAAGCAGGACCUUACAAAGGAGAGCGCCAGUAAAGACGACAUUGUUGUGGAGAUGAAGAGCGGCAAGUCUGCGGAGGCUGUGCUUCUGCAAGGAGUGAAUGGUGAUAAAGUUUCCCAAUGACCAGUGAAUGAAGGAUGCACGGAUGCACAGAGAAGAGGUGCCGAAGAGCUGCCUCCAUGCUACUCUCUCUCUCAGGGUGGGACCCUCGCAGUGAGAGGCCUUGAGCCUCUUUUCCCACAGGAUCGCCAUAUUUACUCUUCCCCUAUGAACUGGGACAGAGAACCUCUGCCCCACUGCACAGGCCUCAUUCUUUCAGUUUUUAUUUUUUUUCCUAGUAUGUUAACCCAAAGGCCUUGAUAGGAUGGAUUGUCCAUGAACAACAAUCUGUGCUCUCUAUAUGAUGUAUAUAUGAGCUACUGUACAUAUGUAGUUAUUUAAAAUGCUUUAGACAGAGAACAUCUGAAGGGUGCUCUAUAUCCCACUGAUGAUUUGGAGGAGAGAUCUUUGUUGAAGGCUGUCUUGCUUGCUGUUGUUCUGCCAGUUCAAAAUUGCUCUCCCUUCUGCCUCCAUCAUAUAGUCCUUGCACUGAAGUACUAAGCCGUCUCACACUGCUGUGCUUUUAAACACUGUAAACACUUUCACUCUAAAACAUGCUAAAGGCAACCAAUCACAUCUGACAUUAUAUUCCUUAAAUUUGCUUUUGAAGAUUGAAGAUAUAUAUAAAAAACACAGUGGGGUCUGAAAGUCUGAGACUACAAAUAAAAAU